AUGAGUCAACCACGGUCUGGGUGCAAUACAUGGCUAGACGAGUUAAUCAAAUUCAACUCCACCCUCCCACCUAGCGAAGACGGCACCAGCCAACCUCCUGAUUCUCACCAUGCCAGUGAGCAAGGAGAGAAUUCUUACCAUGAACAAGAAGAAUAUUUUAACAGAGGUGGAAACUGGGGCACAGACUGUGAGGCUGAAGUAACCAAUUAUUUCCCUGAACCCCCUCUAGCCUUUGAGGAGGGCUACACAUUCUUGAGCUUGUUUGAUGCUGAUGAAAAGAGUGUCCAUCGCAAAACGAACCUAUAUUAUCCAUUCAGCAGUCAGAGGGAAUGGGAGAUUGCAUCAUGGCUUCUGUGUUUGGGCCUGAGUAUGGGCAAGAUAGAUUCUUUCCUGUUGCUGGAGAUGGGGAACAUGCUUGGGACAUGCAGUCGGAGCUACCUCGUGGUGCAACUCUCCUCGGACAAGAUGUGUAUCACUGCAUUGAUAGGCGAUCAUGUUGCCUAUCUGUUACUUAUCAGCCUCACCAAUAUUCACAUGAAUACACGAUUGAAAUCAUCAUUGAACACUUUCCUCCUCACUGCCUUGCUUCCGGUGCCAAAAUUUGUUCAUAGGAAGAAACAGAUGAAGGGCGUGUUGCAGGAUUGGCUCGUUCACCAGUGCUUGGAUGUUGUACUAGAACCACUGAAGUUGGCUGCUCGGCUGGGCAUCAUGAUGUCAGAUCCAAUUGGACACAGUCACUAUUGCUUCACUCCACUUGCUAGUUAUAUCGCCGAUACCCCAGAAGCGAUGAUGCUCACAUGCGUUGGUGGAAAGACAUCUCCAGUGACUAUGGCUAUGUACAAGCAGUUUGGGGAUGCCUUUCGACACGAACCCAGGACCAAAUCAACAACUCUUGCACAGCUGGAUGUUGUGCACUCACACGCUGACCCACAUAACCUCGAGGCAUUCUUCCAUGAAGCACAGAAGUUCCGCCUGAAUGGCAUUGAGAAACCAUUCUGGAGUGACUGGCCACUAGCCGAACCAUCCUGUUUCUUCACACCUGAAUCACUGCACCACAUUCACAAGCAGUUUUACAACCAUGAUGUCCAAUGGAUUACCAGCACUGUAGGAGAUUCCAAAUUAGAUUUUUGGUUCUCAAUUUUACAGCCCACUACUGGUUACCGGCAUUUUCAUGGAGGCAUAUCGAAGCUCAAACAAGUUACCAGUCUCUGUCAUAGAGACAUUCAGUGA
Suillus clintonianus is the source of this 1230-nucleotide messenger RNA. RefSeq lists its product as uncharacterized. Lineage: Eukaryota; Fungi; Basidiomycota; Agaricomycetes; Boletales; Suillaceae. Bases 1 to 1230 code for a protein of 409 amino acids. The record is from RefSeq and is a predicted model, not a curated record. The transcript is spliced from 3 exons.